AUGUCUUUACCAUUCUUGGCUAAACGUACUUUCUCAACUUCAAUCCCAAAUCUUUACAAAGUCACCGUCCUUGGUGCAUGUGGUGGUAUAGGACAACCAUUAUCUUUACUUUUAAAACUAAACAAUAAAGUAACAGAUUUAAGAUUGUACGAUAUCAAAAAUGCUAAAGGUGUAGCCACAGAUUUGUCUCAUAUUCCUACUGCUUCCAAAGUUAAUGGUUAUUCAGCCGAUGAAAACAGUGGCCUUGCAAACUCCCUAGACAGUACAGAUUUAAUCGUUAUUCCAGCGGGCAUACCAAGAAAACCGGGUAUGACAAGGGAUGAUCUAUUCAAUAUUAAUGCUAAGAUCGUACACGACUUGGCCGUGGCGUCCGCUAAACAUGCCCCAAAUGCUGCAGUCCUUGUCAUUUCAAAUCCAAUUAAUUCAACUGUCCCUAUCGUCGCAAAAGUUUUACAAAAGAAUGGCACUUACAAUCCUAAAAAAUUAUUCGGGGUCACUACUUUAGAUUCAAUUAGAGCAUCCACUUUCAUCUCUGAAAUUGUUAAGACAGAUCCUACUAAUGAAAAAGUUAAUAUUAUCGGUGGUCAUUCGGGAAUAACAAUCAUCCCAGUACUCUCUCAAACUUCAUAUUAUAACCGUCUAUCUGAUGAUGAAAAGACAAAUUUGAUCAACAGAAUCCAAUUUGGCGGGGAUGAAGUGGUCAAGGCAAAGAAUGGCGCUGGUUCUGCUACUUUAUCAAUGGCUUACGCAGGUUCAAGAUUCGCUAAUGCAGUAUUAGACGGUUUUGAAGGUAAACAAAACGUCGUUGAAGCCUCAUUCGUGGAUUCUCCAUUAUUUAAAGAUGAAGGUAUCGAUUUCUUUGCCACCAAUGUUACAUUGGGCACUGAUGGUAUUGAAAAGAUUCAUGAUUUUGGUGAACUUCAACCCGAAGAAAUUUCAUUGUUAGAGAAUUGUAAAGAAACUUUGAAGAAAAACAUCAAGAAAGGUUACGAAUUCGUUGAAUCAAAUUGA
Kazachstania africana CBS 2517 is the source of this 1011-nucleotide messenger RNA. RefSeq names its product malate dehydrogenase MDH1 (gene MDH1). Gene Ontology annotation, cellular component: mitochondrion; cytoplasm. Bases 1 to 1011 code for a protein of 336 amino acids. The record is from RefSeq and is a predicted model, not a curated record. Gene Ontology annotation, molecular function: L-malate dehydrogenase (NAD+) activity. Gene Ontology annotation, biological process: tricarboxylic acid cycle; malate metabolic process. The transcript has a single exon. NCBI's taxonomy places the organism in Eukaryota, Fungi, Ascomycota, Saccharomycetes, Saccharomycetales, Saccharomycetaceae.